AUCACCCGGCAAAGCGAUCAAGGCAACAAAAAGAGAAACCAGAGCCACCACCAAACCACCAACCGAAGCAUCGCACCACCAAGGCUAAGCUCCAGAAGACUCCAAACAGACGAAGCCCGAAGAAUGAAGAUCUCCAUCAUCUCAGUGCUACUCUCUGUUGCUCUGCUGUCCGAGUGCCACCUACUGACGGUAUCAGCAUCCCCUGCCGGACGGACCGGAGACUCCAGCGCCGAGCAGGACAUCCUGGCGCAGCUGCUGGACGAGGAAGCGGGCGAGACGAGCAGAGACGCCGGAGGACCCAGAGUCAUCGUUGUGGGCGACACGUCCCUCUGGGGGACCCUGAGGACCCUGGAGAGGGGGGCCCUUCCGCACCUGGCCACUGCCGAGCGAAGGGACACCAACCAGGAACCCAACCCCAACCUGUCCGUCCUGCGCAGGGACACCAUGAGGUGCAUGGUGGGCAGGGUGUACCGGCCAUGCUGGGAGGUGUGAUGACAGCUUCUGGAACCUUCUGAGCCUUCAAUAACCACAGGCAACCCCCCCUCUCUGUUGUGUGUUGUCUCUCAAUGAAUGUUGUGUUACUUGGAGAAAAAUGUACAGCCUCCUGCAACCUGCUAUCCAAUGACAAAGCAAUGUAAUUAAAAGAUAAGUAUAUACUCUA
Messenger RNA from Alosa alosa (allis shad), 661 nucleotides. It is a transcript of the gene pmchl, whose product is annotated as pro-melanin-concentrating hormone, like. The transcript has a single exon. Gene Ontology annotation, molecular function: melanin-concentrating hormone activity; type 1 melanin-concentrating hormone receptor binding. Bases 124 to 492 code for a protein of 122 amino acids. Lineage: Eukaryota; Metazoa; Chordata; Actinopteri; Clupeiformes; Clupeidae. The record is from RefSeq and is a predicted model, not a curated record. Gene Ontology annotation, biological process: chemical synaptic transmission; behavior.